This is a messenger RNA of Atta colombica, 1575 nucleotides long. It is a transcript of the gene spict, whose product is annotated as magnesium transporter NIPA2. Bases 254 to 1387 code for a protein of 377 amino acids. Gene Ontology annotation, cellular component: membrane. Gene Ontology annotation, molecular function: magnesium ion transmembrane transporter activity. Gene Ontology annotation, biological process: magnesium ion transport. The transcript has 4 exons. Lineage: Eukaryota; Metazoa; Arthropoda; Insecta; Hymenoptera; Formicidae. The record is from RefSeq and is a predicted model, not a curated record.
UGUGGGACGUGUCUCCACAGUUUCAUAUUUAUCGAAAGUGAGAAAGAGAGAUCUAAUACAGUGCAGAAAACCAAAUAGAUCACGGAACACACCUAAAAUAUGUGAGAUCGGCAGACCAACUAGAGGUUGAUAGAAGAAAAAAAAACUGUGUUUCAUCAACCAUGUACCUACAUACCAGAAUAUAUGAACAAUUUUAUAGUUAUUUUCAUUCUUCACCGAAUGUAAUCGGCUAAAAAUGGAAAUGUAUAACUGAAUGGAAAUCAAUAUUGAUUCGAUAAAGACUGAAAUGAGUUCUAUUCCAGAAAUGAGAAACGAUGAUACACAUUACGAUACGACAAAUUUUUACAUCGGUUUAGGACUAGCAAUUGCUUCUAGUGUUUUUAUAGGUGCCAGUUUCAUCAUAAAAAAGAAGGCUUUAAUCCAACUCCAAAAGUACGGUGGACUGCGUGCAUCGUCUGGUGGUUUCGGCUAUUUAAAAGAAUGGAUGUGGUGGGCUGGUCUUUUAUCUAUGGGUAUAGGAGAAGCAGCAAACUUUGUUGCAUAUGCAUUUGCACCAGCGUCGCUUGUAACACCAUUGGGUGCUUUAAGCGUUCUGAUAUCAGCAGUAUUGGCAUCCAGAUAUCUUAAUGAAAAAUUAAAUCUUUUGGGAAAGAUGGGUUGCUUGUUAUGUAUUUUAGGUUCCACAGUAAUAAUAUUACAUUCACCGAAAGAAGAGGAGAUUAGCAAUCUAAGCGAACUGAUUAUUAAAAUAAGAGAACCAGGUUAUAUGUUAUAUGUUUUAAUCGUAAUAAUGUCUACCUUGUCCAUCAUCUUCCACUUUGGUCCAGCGUAUGGCAAACAAAAUAUCUUGGUAUAUAUUUGUUUGUGCUCAUCUGUUGGCUCUUUGACCGUCAUGAGUUGCAAAGGCUUGGGUUUGGCGUUAAAAGAAACCAUCUCUGGUGGAAAAAACGCAUUUGCCAAUUGGUUGACAUGGGUCUUUAUAUUUAGCGUUAUCCUCUGUAUCAUGAUACAGAUGAAUUAUCUGAAUAAAUCACUGGACUUGUUCGACACAUCUAUUGUGACGCCAGUUUAUUACGUCUUCUUUACAACUCUAGUGAUAAUAGCAUCUGCAAUUUUAUUCAGAGAAUGGACAAAGAUGAGCAUAGAAAAUAUCCUAGGUGCUUCUUGUGGCUUUCUCGUAGUUAUAAUUGCCAUAUUCUUAUUAAAUGCUUUUAAAGAAAUGGAUAUACAUUAUGGCAAUGUCAGGCAUAUGUUGAGGCCCAAAAGAGAAAUGUUAUCGAGUUAUAAUUCAAGAUGGGACGAUCAAGGGGGAGUGAAUACUAGAGUGGAAGCUCAGCAUUUGCUUAAUCACACUUAUGUAAAUUCAGAUCUCACUAGGACUGUCUAAAAAUUAUAUCUAUGGAAACGCAUGUAACCUGCUCCAUUUAAAAAAUUUGUAUAGCAAAAGAAGCAGAUUUAAGAAAAGAAUUUAUUGUUUAUUGAUUAUUUAUUGUAAUAUUCACAACUAAUUACAUAAUUGUAAAUACGCUUUGUAUUAUUGCUGACGAAAGCAAUAAAAUACAUAUUUUGAGCAUA